UAAGAGAACUUUCCAGCCCUCUAGCAUGGGUUGAUGACGACGCGUAAUUUUACGUUCCACACAACUAAAGGAGUCAUUACGUUUAUUUGGUUUAUAAUCGUGCAUUUACGAUUAUUUGAGGCACCUAUCUAUUGUCUGAUAAAUUUUGAAAAACAAAAAAAAUAUGGUUUAUUAUUGUGUUAAUUCGAUUUUACUGUGCGUUAUUGUUAUUGUAGGCUGUAAAUUAGCUUCUGUUUCGACCACAGACGUCGUUACAGAUAAUUCAACGAGCUCUCAUGAUGAUCCUCAGGAGAUACAAAAAGCUGUUUGCACAGUUACAGCAGGUGAAGUGCGAGCUAGUGCAGAAGCAAUUACCACCAAGACUCUACAAGGUGUAUGCGGAUCAGCUGAAAUGAACUUGGCUCUUCGUAAUUUAGAAACUAAACUGUAUAAAGAACUUCAAGAGAUUAAAUUACUCCUUAAAGAUAUUCGAUACCAAAAAGUUGGAAUUGUUGAUACUAAAGUAAAACCAAUUAGCACUCAAGAAUUUUUGUAUACCACAAAAACUCCUAUAACCACCCCAGAAACAACUACAAUUCCACAGCCAUUAGAAGAAACAACAAUUAUUCUAAAGAAAACAAAACAACCAAAUUUGAAGUCAUUAAUUACAAAGAAUAAUCCAUUCAAAGAGAAAACAUUUUCAUAUUAUUGGAAACUUGAAAACUUCACGGAACAUAUAAAUGGUUCGACGGGGAGAGUUGAAAGUCCGGUUUUUUCAAUAAAAGGAAAACCACUUCGAAUCAAAGCAUCAUUUAAUCACCUUCGUCGAGACUUUUUAUACCUACAUCUAGUUUAUGCUGUGUUUGAGAAUCGUGAUAAAUUUACAAACAACAUUGUAUUGGAUACUGGUGGAAUAUUUAAGCAUAUCGAUGAUAAAGUACUUUUCAAUUAUAAGAUCUCAAUUUUAGAUCAAAAAAAUGGUUCAAAUGAUUUAGUAUCUCAAGAUUUUAGCACAUUGGAUAGUGGUUUUCCAAUUCCGAUGAGUGCACUUUUAUCGCCAACUUAUUCAAAAAACAAUUCAUUACUCAUUCAAAUUUCUCUGUAUUUAUGAUUUUUAUUUGAUUUUU
Episyrphus balteatus (marmalade hoverfly) is the source of this 1106-nucleotide messenger RNA. RefSeq lists its product as uncharacterized. Bases 164 to 1090 code for a protein of 308 amino acids. The transcript is spliced from 5 exons. The record is from RefSeq and is a predicted model, not a curated record. Lineage: Eukaryota; Metazoa; Arthropoda; Insecta; Diptera; Syrphidae. Gene Ontology annotation, molecular function: protein binding.